AUGGCUAAAGUCUCAGCUACUAAGAAGACUUCGGUCAAGAAGGCCGAGAUUCCCCCUCAGCUGAUCGCCUCGAUUGCUGCUUUCCUGUCCGAGAAUUUCCCCCAGACUAGCGCCGCAUUCACCAAGGAGGCCAAGUCAGACAAGAAGAGCGAUGCGAAGAAUGUUCCUUCUCUUCUUAAGCUUUUCCAGGCCUCGGAGAAGGACUCCAGCGUGAAGAAGGCUUCUAGUUCCAGCUCUUCCUCCAGCUCGAGCAGCAGCUCUGACAGCGACUCGGACGUCGAGAUGGGCGAGGCUUCUCGCUCCUCCUCAUCCUCGUCUUCUUCUUCCAGCUCUGACAGCGAUGCCGACGACGAAGAUGACGAUGAUGAGUCUCCUGCUGCCCCCGUCACUGUCCAGAAGCCCUCCGGCGUCAAGCGCAAGGCCGAGUCCAGCAGCGAGUCUAGCAGCUCAUCUUCUGACUCGUCCUCGGAGGAUGAGAACCCCAAGGCUAAGAAGGCCAAGAUCUCUGAGUCCCCUAAGGAAGCCUCUUCCUCCUCUUCUGACUCCUCUUCCUCGUCAUCUUCGGAUUCGUCCAGCUCCGACUCUGAUUCCUCGUCGAGCUCUUCUUCAUCCUCUUCUUCCAGCUCUUCUUCCGACUCCUCUUCCGACUCCUCUUCUGACUCUUCCUCCGAUUCCUCCUCUGACUCCUCUUCCGAUUCCUCCGAGUCCGAGUCCGAGAAGGAAUCCAAGAAGACCUUGAAGAAGGCCAAGAACACUCCUCUUCCCGAGUCCGACUCCUCCAGCGAUUCCGAUUCCUCAUCUACCAGCAACACUCUCGCCGCUUCUCCCGUGACCGAGACCAAGCCCGUCACCAAGAUCGUGCAGGUCGAGACCACUUCUUCAAGCGCCAGCCCCGCUCCCGGUAACGGCCCUGCUAAGAAGAAGCACCAAGGAGCCCGCCCCACCCCUCUGGCUGCACUGAGCGAAUUGCCCCAUAACCACCCCUCAAACGACUACAUGUCUUACGCCUACGCCGAGCGCGCAUGGCAGGAUCUGUCCGUGACCCGCGGCAAAGGAUUCACCAAGGAGAAGAACAAGAAGAAGCGCGGUUCCUACCGUGGAGGUCCCAUUGAUAUUGGUCCCGCUAAGACCUCUUACAAGUUCGAAGACUAA
Molecule: messenger RNA, 1152 nt
Organism: Penicillium soppii
Lineage: Eukaryota; Fungi; Ascomycota; Eurotiomycetes; Eurotiales; Aspergillaceae
Product: nucleolar and coiled-body phosphoprotein 1 family protein
Exons: 2
Coding region: 1-1152 (383 amino acids)
Source: RefSeq, a predicted model, not a curated record